AAAACGACCAUUUACUAGAAAAUAUAUUUUUGUAGAGUAAUAUAAUGGAUGAUUUCUAUCAAGACCCAUACCAAGUAAACACUCAACCAUCAUCUGAGCCACAGCAGCAACAACAACAGCCAAUAGCAACCCAUUCCGCGAGCGAGGAACCCUUAGAUCAGGAUGAAGCACAACGUAAGAUAUUCAUCGGUGGUUUGAAUUGGGAUACGGACGAAGAUUCGUUGAGGAAUUAUUUCAGUAAAUUUGGAAACGUCGUACAAUUGAAUAUAAUGAGAGAUCCUAACACUAACAGAUCUAGAGGUUUUGGUUUCCUCACUUUCGAUAAUUUGCAAAGCGUACAAGACGUUAUGAUUAGAGACCAUUGGCUAGAUGGUAAAUUAAUUGAUCCAAAGAGGAACAUGUAUAGACAUGAAAAUUUUAAGCAUAAGAAAAUUUUCGUUGGCGGUAUACCUUUAACUAUGCCUGUCGAGCAAGUAGUUGAAAACUUUGAGAGCGUUUUCGGUCAAGUCACAGAUGCCAACUUAAUGUAUGAUAAAGAAACAGGUAGAUCGAGAGGUUUCGGAUUUUUGACUUUUGAAACUGAACAGCAAGCCGAGGAUGCUGUUAAGGAGGGUAGAUUCGAUUUGGAAGGUAAAUCAGUUGAAGUUAAGCGCGUUCAAACGAGGAACGAACGUAGUGGUACACAAGAAAAAGGAUUUCAGACUUCUAUGUUUGGUGGACCAACGAAUAAUCCAUUCAAUCCACAAGCUAUGGCCGCGAUGUAUCAAAGAAUGGGAUGGAAUGCUUUCGGUGGUAUGGGUAUGAUGAAUCCAAUGAUGAUGGGCGGCAUGGGUGGUAUGGGUGGAAUGAUGAAUCCAAUGAUGCAAAUGAUGCAACAGCAACAACCAACUGGCGCAGAAGGAGGUGAGGACGAGUCUGCUUAUGGAAGCUACGGUGGACCGCUCCAACCCGGACUGGGUCAGGUACCACGACACAACGUGAACACCCCAAAGACAACAGCAGGACCACAGAGAAGCCAGCAACGUCAUCAAAGCAACUAUAAGCCAUAUUAAUUAAAAAAAUAAAUGAAAAUUGUAUGAUAUUUUUAUGCACUCUUGAUUC
This is a messenger RNA of Wallemia mellicola CBS 633.66, 1101 nucleotides long. RefSeq names its product RNA-binding domain-containing protein. Gene Ontology annotation, molecular function: RNA binding. The record is from RefSeq and is a predicted model, not a curated record. The coding region runs from base 45 to 1052 and encodes 335 amino acids. The transcript has 5 exons. Lineage: Eukaryota; Fungi; Basidiomycota; Wallemiomycetes; Wallemiales; Wallemiaceae.